Messenger RNA from Spirometra erinaceieuropaei, 966 nucleotides. Lineage: Eukaryota; Metazoa; Platyhelminthes; Cestoda; Diphyllobothriidea; Diphyllobothriidae. The record is from the annotation of a GenBank genome assembly.
AUGCAAGAGGCUACCUCGAUGCACCCAUGGUCGCGACACUGGUACCUGCAGGACCAUGUCCUCUUCCGGAAGCGAGACCAGUGGGACAUGCUGGUGACAAAGGCGACUCCGGGUAUUGACGGGUGGACCGACCAUCGUCUCGCCAUCUCCAAGAUGCAGAUUAACCUACAGCCGCACAAGAGACCUCGAGGCAAGCGACCACCAAGUAAGCUGAACACUGCUUUGUUGCCUGCUCACCAUACCAAUAUCAGCAAUGAACUAGCUCAAAGGUUAGCCAACCUUACGGUCGCCGCCGCCGCUGAUGAAAACGCCUCCGUAGAGAAAUGAUGGCGUCAACUGCGGGAAACAGUCCAGUCAACGACCCUGGCUGUCCUCGGUCACGCACGGCGCCAACAUCAGGACUGGUUUGAUGACGACGCCGCCAUCAGCAACCUGCUCGACGAGAAGAACCUCCUGCACGAAGCCUACGUCACCCGCCCCACCGAUGACAAUAAAGCAGCCUUCUGUCGUAGCCGCCGUCUUGCGCAACAGCGGCUGCGGGAGAUGCAGGACGCUUGGACGGUUCGUAUGGCCGAGGAGAUCCAAGGGUACGCAGGUCACAACAAAUGGAAGAACUUCUUCACCGCGAUCAAGGCUGUCUAUGGUCCAACAACCAAAGCAAAUGCUCCUCUUCUCAGAGCCGACUGCAGUACCCUACUCACCGAGAAGACACAAAUUCUUCAGCGAUGGACCGAACACUUCAGAAGUGUCCUCAACCGUCUCUACACCAACUCCGACGCCGCCAUCGCCCGUCUGUCUCAAGUAGAGACCAAUGCCGACCUCGACCUCCCGCCUUCUCACUACGAAGCCAUCGGGGUCGUGCCGCAGCUCUCCAGCGGGAAAACGUCCGGAUCGGACGCGAUCCCUGCUGAGAUCCACAAGCACGAUGGGCUCCAACUCAUGGAUUAUCUGACGGUGCUCUUCUAG